AUGAGUGGUAUGCUGUUCGUGGCGCAUGACUCGCGGCCUUUACAAGUGCCUAUGGCAGUGCUUGAAGCAGGGGGAGUACGUGCCUUGGACAUUGGCGCAGGCACCGGACUGCUCUCUCUGAUGUGCGCUCGAUUGGAGGGUGUCAAAGAGAUCCACGCCUGUGAGAUGAAUGACGCCCUGUGCGCCGUGGCAAAAGAGGUCAUCGCAUCCCAACCUCCAUCCUGGGCACCAGUCACAGUGCAUCCCAUGGUGAGCACCAAGUUGACACUGCCAAAGUUUGACCUCAUCUUCUGCGAAGUCUUUGACGCCGGCCUGCUGGGGGAGCAUGCGCUGCCCACGAUCUUACAUGCGCGUCGGGAGCUGCUGAAGCCCAAUGGCAUUUUGAUCCCAGCUAGGGCCAAAAUCUUUGGACAGAUCGUGGAGGCACCGGAGCUGCUGGAACGUUUUGCAGUUCUGGAAUCGCCAGCGGGGGUUCCUUUGAGAGGAGCUCGACUGCGGAACAGUGAGCGCUACAGCUGCGAGACCAUGUCCACCAUCGCCCACGUGGCUCUCACAGAGCCGGUGGAGUUAGUAACGUUCGACUUGCAGGAGAUUGAAGAUUUGUACAGCAAUCUGGGAAAUUGGAUCGAUCCGCCUCUAGAGUUGCGCGUGCAGAAGGUGAAACCUCUCACCCUGCCACUGGAAGACGUGCCCUUGCGGGAGCAUGAGAUCGUCCGGCUGCGCUUGGCGCUGCGGCGCCAGGCAGAUGGCCUUGAAGUCAUCUUGGAGGACUGGGAAGGGUCGCAGAUGACAUGGAGAAGCCUGGGCAGUUCCUUUGACAUUUCGUCCAUUUUCACGGUGGCCAAAGGCGCGCGCUGUCCACCCGAGGAAGCCAAAGUGCAGGGGAAGGACUUGCCAUCCAAAACUGAUGUGGGUGUGGCCCAUAUCUUGGAUCCCAACACGGGACUUGGAAUCAACUGGGCCAUCAUGGCAUGGCACUGGACCAUGGUCUUAGUCUUUUUGAUGUUUUACUUCGCUGUAGCCUACUGGACCACUCCAAUGGGCUCCAAUGUCCCCUGGUUGACGCUGUUUCAGAAGCUCCUGGUUUUCUGGAAUUUCUGGGAAGCCUUGGGGCUGGGCGUCAUCCAUGGGCCCAUGCAAGGCAAAGUGAAUCCACCGUUCCAGGACUGGUGGUAUCGGUUUACAGUUGGGUCUAUGAAGUACACUGCUCCCUUCAUGCCCUGUUUGUCGAUGAAACGGAACUGCCUGGACGUCUUGGUCGACGGAUUUCUGAUGUAUGCUCUGACGAUCCGCGUCCUUUUGGCGCCAAAAGUGACCCCAGAGCUGAUGCAACCCUUGGUGGCCUGUUUGAUCUACGAAUUUCUAUUCGAUCAUGGCCAGCACAUGCACACCUACGGCACGCAAACAAUGUACUGCUUCAUCUUCAUGUGCUUUCCAGUGGACCAGGGGCAGGUUGUUGCCCUGCAACUCUUCAUGACCUGGUUCUACAUUUGCUCUGGAUGGUGCAAGAUUGGACCUUGGUUCAAGUAUUUGAAUGUGAGUAACUUGUGGUCUGCAAAGUACAUGGUGAGUGUACCAUGGUCAGACUGCUUUCGAAGAACUAUGUACAAAGGAUACAAAGAUGCUGAUUACCGCCUUACAAGAGCCGCCAAAGUCUUCUCAGUGGUGUGUGCUUUGUGUGAAACGCUUGGACCUUUGUUGGUGCUUUCCAACGACCCAAUCCUUGUUCAAUGCGGCAUCGUCGUAAUUUGCUGUAUGCACCUCUACAUCAUCUCGACCCUGGUUGUUGACGUUUUCACGUGGAACUUUGUGGAUGCUUUGAUGUAUUGCUUCAUCUUCGGACUCUAUGGGCCCUCAGUAGGCGAGCCAAUGGGUCUCCAGUGGAGUCGGCUCCAUCAGAUGCACCCGGUGAUCAUGGCAGUUCUGCUUGCGCAUGUUCUCUAUACCAUUUAUGGGCAUUUUCUCCCGAAUCACGUUCCGUAUGUGGUCGCGCACCGCCACGCUGCCGGGAAUUUCGCCACGGGCAUCCUGUUGGUGAAGCUCAGCGCUGCGGCGAAGAUCGGCAAGGUGGUGGCCCACAGCGGCUGCCCAGUGGUGAAGGGAGCUCCGGCACCUGGCUGGAUCGGAGAUUGGCUUGGCUUCCAUUCGUUGAUGGCCUACUUUUGGCUGUGGAAUCUGCCACAUCGGAUGCUGCUGCCAUUGACCUACAGUCAGAUUAUGGGCAAGGAGGAGGAAUACACCAUGUUGCACUCAGUCUUGGUCUUUGAUGCGCUCUGCGCGCAUGUCCGCUUCGACGGGCUCAGUAGUUUGGUUUUGGUGCGCGAGCUGGGCAGCGUUUGUGGCUUCGAGGAGGGCGAAUGCACGCUAUGCUGGGUGGGUGCGUUCCCUUCCUUUCCCACCCAGCUCUGCAACAGCACAGCCACAUGGAAGGUCGUGGACAGCGUGAAAGGCGUCGUGCGAGAAGGAAGCUACACAGUGCAGGACGUAGAAGACCCUGCGUACAAGAAGCCGUCAAUUGGCGCUGACCGUUGGGUUUCCGAAGAUGUCGCGACCUGGCCGAAGCUGGAGCUCGAGGAGGAGGAGCUUCUCCGUUUGAAUGACAGCAACCAUUGGCAGGUGGUUGACACAGCUUUGCAGCGUGCCAUGGGCAGUUUGCCUGAUGGCAUGGCCGUCCAACUGCUUCAUAUCUCUGAGUCUCUGCCAUUGGGGCUGCUUCUACCCUCGAUGCGCCGGGUGCAGAGCGCAGUAGCAGGUGUCAGUUCUGACGAUGAGAAGGAGGUGAUGGAAUCUUUGCUGGCCCAUUCUGACUUGGCAAUGGAGGUUCACUUGCUUUUGGCAUCACCUGAGCAAGUGAUCCAGGCUGCACUACCUGCUCCAUACCCUCCGGUCAAGGAUGGUCCUGGAAAAGACGAAAUGUUGCCGGCUGCGAUCCUGUUGUGUGAGGACAUCGUCGGCGGGUCCGGCGGCUUGCGUUCGGAGGCUUUUGAGGACUUGGCUUUGCUGUGGAAGAAUUGUGCAGGUAAGUUGAAUGGUCGAGAGCUGCGAAUAGUACCGGAGGCCAUCGAGAUCCGAUUUGCCUUGAUGGAAAGUCCUGAGCUCGAAAGGAGGACAAGAGUGGUCGAGCGCCCGUGUGGUCUCGACGUGUCCGGCGUGAACGCUUUGAGUGUGCCAGAAUUUCUCAGUCUGGAGGAGUCGCUGCUGAAGCCAAAAUGGUUGAGCCAAGAGGUGGAGGCCUUAAGCCUUCCAUUGGAUUCCUCCCUUCCAACAGCUCUCGCGGCUCUCAGUGCCACAGGCCCGGAUGGACAACCGUUGCUUCGCGUGCGCCUGGUCGCCAACAGCCAGGGCCACGUUCACGGCGUGGUGAUGCGAUGUCAUUGGGCACAAGGAGGCCAGGCCAUUCGCAAGAAGCAGGACGAGAGGCUGGCUGGCAUCAUUUGGCCAGUGGACGGAGGAAAGCGUCCACCAGAGUUGACGGUGCGAAGCUAA
This is a messenger RNA of Cladocopium goreaui, 3486 nucleotides long. Lineage: Eukaryota; Dinophyceae; Suessiales; Symbiodiniaceae. The record is from the annotation of a GenBank genome assembly.